CGUGUGUGUGUCGUGCUCGCGCUGCGCGUGCGUCGGGGCUCAGGCAACAUGGCGGAGGGGGAGCUGGACGUGGAUUCUCUGAUCUCCAGACUGCUGGAGGUGCGAGGAUGCCGUCCAGGGAAGAUCGUGCAGAUGACGGAGGCGGAGGUUCGGGGUUUGUGCAUUAAAUCACGUGAGAUCUUCCUCAGUCAGCCAAUCCUGCUGGAGCUGGAGGCCCCGCUCAAGAUCUGCGGAGACAUCCACGGCCAGUACACGGAUCUGCUGCGGCUCUUCGAGUACGGCGGCUUCCCUCCGGAGGCCAACUAUCUGUUCCUGGGAGAUUACGUGGACCGAGGGAAGCAGUCGCUGGAGACCAUCUGCCUGCUGCUGGCCUACAAGAUCAAGUACCCCGAGAACUUCUUCCUGCUCCGCGGGAACCACGAGUGCGCCUCCAUCAACCGCAUCUACGGCUUCUACGACGAGUGCAAGCGCAGGUUCAACAUCAAGCUGUGGAAGACGUUCACCGACUGCUUCAACUGUCUGCCGAUCGCCGCUAUCGUGGACGAGAAGAUCUUCUGCUGCCACGGAGGGCUUUCUCCAGAUCUCCAGUCGAUGGAGCAGAUCAGACGCAUCAUGAGACCCACGGACGUACCUGACACAGGGCUGCUGUGUGAUCUGCUGUGGUCAGAUCCUGAUAAGGAUGUUCAGGGUUGGGGAGAGAAUGAUCGCGGCGUGUCCUUCACCUUCGGAGCGGAUGUGGUCAGUAAAUUCCUGAACCGUCACGAUCUGGAUCUCAUCUGCCGUGCGCAUCAGGUGGUCGAGGACGGUUACGAGUUCUUCGCCAAACGCCAGCUGGUCACGUUGUUCUCGGCGCCCAAUUACUGCGGCGAGUUCGACAACGCUGGAGGAAUGAUGAGCGUCGACGAGACCCUGAUGUGCUCCUUCCAGAUCCUGAAGCCGUCGGAGAAGAAGGCGAAGUAUCAGUACGGCGGGAUGAACUCGGGCCGACCCGUGACUCCGCCCAGAACGGCCACGCCCCCAAAGAAGCGCUGAACGGGCGGAGCCUCCGUCGGCAUGGAGACUGUCUUGAAAACACACACGCGAUGUAGCUAAAGAAACCACACGUAUUGUUUUUUCUGUUUGGUUUGGUUUGAUUCUGAGCGCCUGUAGCGUCACGUUUCACAGUGUUUGAACUCUCACUCUGCCACAUAACGCUGACCUGCUGUUUUUCUAGCUAAUCAUUUCACUCUUCAGGCCUGUUCGAGUCCAACAGGUUCAUAACAUCUGGAUUUUCAGUAAAUAAAGCUUAACAAACCUC
Sinocyclocheilus anshuiensis is the source of this 1297-nucleotide messenger RNA. Its product is annotated as serine/threonine-protein phosphatase PP1-beta catalytic subunit. The record is from RefSeq and is a predicted model, not a curated record. The coding region runs from base 49 to 1032 and encodes 327 amino acids. Gene Ontology annotation, cellular component: cytoplasm; nucleus. NCBI's taxonomy places the organism in Eukaryota, Metazoa, Chordata, Actinopteri, Cypriniformes, Cyprinidae. Gene Ontology annotation, biological process: regulation of circadian rhythm; circadian regulation of gene expression. The transcript is spliced from 8 exons. Gene Ontology annotation, molecular function: protein serine/threonine phosphatase activity.